ACACCCGCAUAUAAAUGAAUUACAAGUUUCAAUUCUGAAAAUACGUUUACUAUUUUCACACAGGGGAGUAACUCCACUGAUGCUUAUUAAGGCCACUCAGCAUGCAUUUAUGUCUGAAGCUGCACAGGCGAGUGUUCACGGGAUCACAGCCUACACAGAUGACCUUAUUCUUUCACCCUAUUCUUCAACGUCCUUAAAAGCCUGAAAAGUUUUUAUUUCCAUUAAAUUGAAAUCAAAGAUGAAAGUUGUUAAGAAGCAGAUAUUGACUGGUUAAAUGCCUGAAUAUUUGUUUACAUUUCAUUGUGUAUUUUAGAGUGUCUAAUGGGAAAAACACUGCUGUGUUGCAUACAGUAAGGCACUGGUUAGUCUAAUGGCAAAAUAUACUUUUACUGCAGUUCCUUCUUGAAUCCUCAAGAGCAUGGUUGUCUUACAAUACUAUGUCUCUUUUUUCCUUUUUUACCUUACUGCUCACUAGAUAACCAGAACAGUAAGUCUACCAGCCUGUGGCUACGGAUACAGUUACUAUAGGAACAUUUAUAAACACUAAUUUGACUACACAUGCAGAACUCCAGCCUGGUACUGCAGAGGAGCAAGCUUAGAAAGAAAACACUCUUUAACUGCAAAUAGGUCUAGGGGAAGGAGUGUUCCUAAUACCCAAAGGCAGGCUCUGCCCUCCACAUGCUCCUGUGACUCACCAGGUUCGUCUUUAUCUCUUCCCAUAUCUUUCAUAACAAGGCUUCCUUGAAGCUGCGUUGUUGCUUCUGGGGAUACAAGAAUGACAUUGGAGGAAAAGUCACAAGACAAACCAAACCCACCUGAUUUUGAAUGUUUCAGAGAUGAGGAAGAUCAUCUGGAGAAGGUCAUGACUACACGAAAUGCUGAAUCCAAGCCUAUUAGAAUUUUUUGCUCUGUGUGUCAACAAACAAUAUACCCGAACCACCUUCUUUGUCAUAAAAAACCCCACAAAGCCCUAACUUUGCUGGGCUUUGAUAGCCCACAAAUGAAGAUUGACAACAAAACACUUUUAUCUCAGAGAUGAAAACUAAUUUCAAAAUUGACCAAGAUACCGAAAUAUACUGAGACACAUAGUCAGAAGAUUGAUUAUUCAUUUGAAUUCCUUGUGGAUAAUCACAGUCCUACAUCAUAUUGUGAUUUUGCUAAUAUUAACAACCCUAGUACUUUUAAGAAAGUAAUUAAUUCUUUAAUAAAAGCAUUAUCAAUUUGCCAAGAUAAAAAUUCCACAUGGCAGGGAGACAUGGAAGACAGAUUUAUUGUGCUUGACAACUAUGGAAAUAAGUCAGAUACAUGUUUUUUGGGGUUAGUUGAUGGCUCCCAUGGUGUGACAGCUGCAGAAACAGUUGCAGCAGAGCUUCCACUUUUAUUUCUUGACCAGCUAGCUCAAGUGGGUUCCUCUUACAGAAUGAGUAAAGAUGAACAGCAAAUUCUAAAUUCUUUUGCCACAAUAAUCAAGGCAGAUUACAGGGAAAAAGAGAAGAUUUUCGCUGAUAAACCAGGUAAUGACAAGACCAGCAAUACUUACGAAUGGUUUCACAAAGCGUAUGCCAAGUCCUUUUGGAGAAUGGAUAGACUUUUACGACUGGGAAGGAAUGAGGUUUCCAGCUGGAGUGGCUGUUCAGCUGUUACCUGUUUGGUGGAGAGAAUCCCCAGCAAAGAGAGAGAUGGCACUGAGGAAGAAGAAAGAAAACAUUUUGAAAACAACACACAGAGUCCAUUAGCCAGGACAGCCAAAGGUGUUGCUGGGUUACUGCACAUUGCCAAUAUAGGUAUGUACAAUGCAGUCCUAUGUAAAAAUGGAAAAAGUAAUUGACUCUCAAAAGAGCACAGCACAUCUAACGUAAGUGAGAGAAAACAUGUACUUCAGAACAGUGGAAACAUCAGCACUAAUGAACCAGACAGAUUAGUAGAGGGGUUCCUGAGAACUACAAGGGGUCUUGGACAUCACAGGGAUCCAGUACUGAAGAGAUCUGUUACACUUGUACCUCAUACUGUAUCUGUCCCUAUCGAUGACACUUGUCAGUUUCUUAUUUUAGCUUCUAACAGGCUCUGGGAGGUUUUGGAUUACAAUGAAGCACUUGCAUUAACUUUCACAGCAUUCACCUGUUAUUUGAGAAUGUAUGAAUGUGUUCAACAAAACAGGACUUCUCCAUACAAGUGUCAGUAUUUGAUGCCCCUCACUGAAGACAACUUAAAUGACUCAAAGUCUACUAAUGAUCUGCAAGUUGGAAGAGAGAUCCUCUAUUCCAGUAAAGACAUUUUUUUCACCGACUCAAAAGGCAACCUGAAACAAAAUAAGCCAAAAUGUUCUAGGAGCAACUAUGUGCAAAGUAAAGAUGGAGCUCCUAAGGAAACCGAUGCAGAAAAUCAAGCUGAUCCAGAACUGGCUCUUGUCAGUAACAAUGAAGUAAAUUCACAGAAUAGAGAGAUAAAACAGUCCGAUUCUAGCACACAAGGUGGGUCUAAAGAGCUGAAAUGGUUUGAGAACAUAAACGUUUAUCCAUGUAACAGUGUUCAGGCACAGUCACAGACUGCAGAGCAAGAAGAAACAUACGCUGACCCUUUCUGUGCCCCAGGUCCAAGUUGCAUCCAUAAACAGCUGCGAGAGAAUGUACUGGCAAUAGCGUCUAAAGACAUGGAACAGCUCCCAAAAGAUACAAAAGCAUGCCUAUCUAGUGAUGACUCAGGACCACAACUGACAGAAUAAAUGGACUCCAAGAUAGUUUGUGACAAACCUGCAAGUUACACUGAUCAAGAACUGCUAAAGACUGUAUCACCAGUGGGUUCUAAACCACCACCACAGCCUGAAGAGGACACAAAGACAUACCAGUCCAAUUGCAAAUCACAAACCGCAGGAAGAGGCACGGUCACCUCUGAGGCACCUUAUGAUAAUGCAGUAAGCUAUGUUAGUGAACAGCUGGUAAAGGCUGCAUUAGCUGCAGGUUUAAGAGAUAACGUAACUAUUUUGACUGUACUUCUAAAUGGAUGUGAUAAUUACCUCAAAGCUUAAAAAUUUAUCGUAGGAUAACUGGAGUGCAAGAGUAACCUUAUAUAUAGCUGUGUCAUGAAUUUACUUGUAAUCAACUUAAACACUGACCCUUGUAUAAAUCAGACAUCUUGUCUGGAACUGUGCAAAUGCAAUAAAACUUUCUGAAACU
Messenger RNA from Athene cunicularia (burrowing owl), 3173 nucleotides. It is a transcript of the gene PP2D1, whose product is annotated as protein phosphatase 2C like domain containing 1. NCBI's taxonomy places the organism in Eukaryota, Metazoa, Chordata, Aves, Strigiformes, Strigidae. Gene Ontology annotation, molecular function: protein serine/threonine phosphatase activity. Gene Ontology annotation, biological process: protein dephosphorylation. The record is from RefSeq and is a predicted model, not a curated record.